AUGGCACCCACCACCCAAAUCCUCGCUGCCGCCGCAGGCGUCACCAGUCUCGCAGCCGCGUACGUCGCCACCCGCACCAACGCCUCCACCGAGAACAAGCGGGAGCCCGGCACCGUGGGAUUCCUAGCACCAUCGCUGAACCAGCCGCAGGAGUCCUCCAACCCAUUUGGCCUUCACAACGUCAGCAUGCGUCGUCGCGUUGCGGCUCCAGCAUCUCUUCGUGGGGACAACAACAACAGGCAAACCGCAGAAAUGAUGGUCCACCUAUCCUUCGCCUAA
This is a messenger RNA of Fimicolochytrium jonesii, 279 nucleotides long. RefSeq lists its product as uncharacterized. Lineage: Eukaryota; Fungi; Chytridiomycota; Chytridiomycetes; Spizellomycetales; Powellomycetaceae. Bases 1 to 279 code for a protein of 92 amino acids. The transcript is spliced from 2 exons. The record is from RefSeq and is a predicted model, not a curated record.